AGAGAAAAACCAGGAGAGUGAGAAGAGAGAGAAAGGAGGCAUAGGCAGUGAGGACUGGAGAGAGAAAGAAGGAAGAAAGGAGAGAAAGAGAUCCUGAUUGAAGGGGAGAAGGAGGAAGAGAGCCAGAGGGGAGAGCGAGCGAGGGAGGGAGGAAGGCGGUGAGAGAGGCGGGGGCCUCGAGAGGGUGGAAGGAGGGAGGAGAAGGGCGGGGCGCGGAGGCCCCAGCAAGGGACGAGACUCCAGCUCCGACUUUUUCUGCCGCUCUCGGAUUGGAGCAUCUCACCAGCACUUGUGCCAGCCUCUUGAAACAACCAUCUCCUGACACCCCCCAGCCCAGGCUUCCACUGCAGCCAUGUCUCUCCUCCUGCUGGUGGUCUCUGCCCUUCAUAUCCUCAUUCUCAUCCUGCUUUUCGUGGCCACUUUGGACAAGUCCUGGUGGACCCUCCCAGGGAAGGAGUCCCUGAAUCUUUGGUAUGACUGCACGUGGAACAAUGACAACAAAACGUGGGCCUGCAGUAACGUCAGCGAGAAUGGCUGGCUGAAGGCAGUUCAGGUCCUCAUGGUGCUUUCCCUCAUCCUCUGCUGCCUGUCCUUCAUCCUGUUCAUGUUCCAACUCUACACCAUGCGGCGAGGAGGGCUUUUCUAUGCCACUGGCCUCUGCCAGCUUUGCACCAGUGUGGCGGUCUUUACCGGAGCCCUGAUCUACGCCAUUCACGCUGAGGAGAUCUUGGCGGAGCGCCCGCCGGGGGGCAGCUUUGGUUACUGCUUCGCCCUCGCUUGGGUGGCCUUCCCCCUUGCCCUGGCCAGUGGCGUCAUCUACAUCCACCUGCGGAAGCGGGAGUGAGGGCCCCCGCGUCGCCCUGCCGCCACUGCUGGUGCCGGGCCCUCUGUCUCAUCCCUGAAGCCCCCGCCCCCGGCCUCCUCCAGAAAAUAAAACCGUUUAACCGCUU
This is a messenger RNA of Mustela lutreola (European mink), 950 nucleotides long. RefSeq names its product epithelial membrane protein 3 (gene EMP3). The record is from RefSeq and is a predicted model, not a curated record. Gene Ontology annotation, cellular component: plasma membrane. NCBI's taxonomy places the organism in Eukaryota, Metazoa, Chordata, Mammalia, Carnivora, Mustelidae. The coding region runs from base 353 to 844 and encodes 163 amino acids. The transcript is spliced from 5 exons.